Molecule: messenger RNA, 4285 nt
Organism: Vespula vulgaris
Lineage: Eukaryota; Metazoa; Arthropoda; Insecta; Hymenoptera; Vespidae
Exons: 10
Coding region: 242-1393 (383 amino acids)
Source: RefSeq, a predicted model, not a curated record
UACCGUAAAUUGUAUUAUGUAGUUGAACGUUAAUGAAAACGCUGCAUGUAUCUUGUAUAUCCGGCAAAUUGGAACGCCAAUUUGACUGGUAUGUAUGGUCGAUGAAUCUUUUUCCGGCAGCCGGCGUCCAUUUUCCUUCUUGGCUUGUCUGUAGUUGGCGCGUUUCUUGUUUAUAAAAGCUUGGAUAUUUAUUUGAUACACAAAGAAAAUUUUAUUAGAAAUUUUAGAUAUUGAAGAAAAAAUGGAAGGUGCGCCAAGUGGCAGGGGCGGAUUCAGAGGCCGCGGUGGUCCUGGUGGACCGAUGAGAGGACGCGGUGGUUUUGGAGAUAGAGGAAGGGGUGGUCUACCUAGAGGAGGUAGUAUGAUGCGAGGUGGUCGAGGUAGCGGACCGGGAGGUGGAAUGAGAGGUGGUCCACCAGGUAUUAGAGGUAGAGGUGGUCCUCCGGGUAGAGGCGGACGGGGUCACUUUCCACCAGGAGGCCCUCCAGAACCUGGGAUGGCUGGUGGUCCAGGUGGCGGCCCUCCACCUCCAGGAUUAGGUGGUCCACCAAGAGGAGGAAGUAGAGGAGGAGGAAACAGUGGUUUUCGUGGCAGAGGCAGAGGAGAUUUUGGUAGAGGAGACAGUCGUACUCCAAAUAGUAAUUUCCGUGGACGUGGUAUGGACAGAGGAAGUCGUGGUAGUUCAAGAGGUGGCUCAAGCAGAGGUGGCCCAGGUGGAAGAGGAGGUUUUGGAGAUCGUGCUAACAGAGGUGGUAGAGGUGCACCGACAAAAAGAGGAGGUGGUCCACCGGGAGCAAGUGGUCCUUCAAAGAGACCAAGAUUUGAUCAACCAUCUUCACAACCUUCUAAUGGUUAUGCAACACAACCUCCAAAUCAAGGCGGAUAUGGAGGAGGUGCUGGAAAUGCAUAUGGUGGAGGUCAACAACAACCCCCACAACAACAACCUGUAGGAUACGGUGGAGGUUAUGGAUCGCAACAAGGUUAUGCACAGUCAUCAUAUCAAGGCUAUGAAAGCUAUCAGCAGCCACCUGACUAUGCACAAGCUGCGGGUUAUCCACCAUCAGCACCACCUGAUAGUAGGUAUGGAGGAGCUCCUGCAGUACCUGCAACUGGAGCUUUUAAUACUGGUGAUCCUUAUAGUUAUGGAAAGGCACCACCUUCAGCUAGUUACCAGCAGGAGGCAGUAGCAGCUGCAGUGGCAGGGGGUGGGGGUCCGGGUUAUGCUCCUGCUAACCCGUAUGACGACCGAUCUUCUAAUGCUACCACCAUGAUCAACAGGGGUGGUUACUCUACGCAACCUUAUGAUUACCCAAAUCAGGAUGGAGUAUAUGGCAAACAGGAUUAUGGUGGCAGUGCUGGUUACCAAAACGCCCAGUCUCAGCGACGUUAUUAGAUAUUGCAUACACAACUAUUUAAUUAUAAACGUCAAAUUCUUUUAUAAAUUCGAAACUACGUCUAACGUGUGAAAUAGUUGGAUACUAAUAAUUUAUCAAUCAGAAGUAUAAUAGUAUGGAAUUUGACCGCAGUAAAAUGGAUAUACUUCAUAUAGGUAUAAGAAUUUUAUCUGCAUUAAAAAGAUGGGAGAGCAUUGCAGGAAACUGUUUUUCCUAUCUUCAUCGCGCUAAUGGAAAUUAUGAACGGCGCGAGAAAAACAAGAAGUUGUUCAAUUAUAUGAUUGAAAAGUAUAAAUGACAAGAGCGUUUUAUACUUGACUAGCAGUAUAUAGUAUCUACUAUGUCAUGUUUCGCUUACACAAUUUUAUAGGAUUAAGUUUAGUUGCUGUACAGUCUUCUUCAUUCACUUUGCGUAUUGUAAAAUAAAAUCAGUUGAUAAAAUCAUUAUUGUAACUGUAAGGAUGAUGAUGAUGUCAAGUUUUUUGUGAGAAUGAGAUUAACUUUUAAAAAAAUUUAAAUACGAAAUUAUUCAGAAAUACAAAGCUCAACACGUAUUAUGUGUAAAUCUAUAUCUCCAUAGUGUAUUCUUUCUGUUUAUUUAAAAGAACUAAAUAACUAUAAUUUUAUUAGAUGAUGGUACCUUUUUGUGCGAUAAUGCGUCCAUUUUUUUAUUUGGGAUUAUCAUAACGAUAAACAAAAAUUUAUAUGUGACGAAAUUCCCAAUGUUAUAUGCGAUUUUUAGGUUGAUAUAUCAUGAUUUUGAUUAAUGAUCUUAAUGAAUAUGUACCUAUCUCCAUUAAAAAUGAGAAGAAAAACAAAAUAGUAUCGUUUUCAUAGAAAAGACUCAGUGCUAAAUUAAUUUUUACACCUUAAUAAUAAAAAUUAAGAUAUAAUUAAUGUCACACUGGCAGAGACAAUCAAGGCACAAAUAGUGAAAAUUAAACAAAAAAAAAAUAACUAAAAAAAUUUCAAGAAAGGCAAAGAAGUGUGACUUGCUGUGAUAUUUGUGCAUGCAAAUUAGAAUUUGUCCCAGCCAAUUGUGUCUCUAAAUAUAUAUGUAUGUAUAUAUAUAUAUAUGUAUGUAUGUAUGUAUGUAUGUAUAUAUAUAUGUAUAUAUACAUAUAUUAGGAUUUGGAAAUAUUAAUUGAAAAGACAAGAAAAGUUUAUAUUUAUGUUUCAUUUGUUAUAUAAAAUAAUAAUUUAAUCUACAACGAAACUGUAUCAAAAGUUAUUGUCAUAUAUAUGUAUAUUUAUACAUAUACAUAUACACAUAUAUAUAUGUGUGUGUAUAUAUGUAUAUAUAUAUAUAUAAAUAUAUCAUUUUCAUAGUAGUAGUAUUGAUUCAAUAUUGUAAGCAAUAGAAGAAACAUUGAAAUGGAGAAACACAAAAAAAUAUCGUGCAAAAAGCAAAUAUUUUCAUAUUUAUUAUCUCCUCACCUUCGACACAAGAUAUACGGAUCAAAGAAAAUGAAAAGCUAGCGAUGAAAUGAAAACCAGCAUCUGCCCUAGGAAAUCAUCAAAACGAAUAAAUUGGGCACCAGGUGUACACAUUAAAAUGUCCCCAGCUCAAAUGAGCAGCAUAUAGACGUACAAGUAACGUAGGUAUGAGCUUUUGUUAAAAAUGAUAAUUAGAUAUUAAUCACUAUUAUUAUUUGGUAAUAAUAGUAGUAAUAAUAAUAAUAAUAUAUUAUAAUAAUAAUCAUAAUCAUAAUAUGUAGAAGUAUCAUUACUUUUUAUUAUAGAGAUCAGUUAAAAUAAUUCUUUUAUCACACUAAAUGAGAUUCACUAAAGCGCACAUAUAAAUAAUAAUGACAAAUAAUAGGCAUAUCAAGAUCUUGACAAAAAACUAAGUUUAUUUCACAGGCGUAACAGCAACCUGAGAAACUUAGGAAAGAGAAUGAAAGAAUGAGAAUACCUUCCCUCCAUUACCACGAAGGAGAUACCAAUACUGAUUAAAAAAAAAAAAAAUAAAAUAAAAAAAAAGAAAAGCAAAGCAAAAAACCAAAAGAAAUAUAAAAUACUUACGAAUGACGAUUAAACAGUCAAAUAAUAAUUUGUCAAAUGGCACAGGUACUAUCGUAUUUAAAAUUGAUUCGGUGAUGUUAGCCAUUCGUCAUUAGCUUUUUGGUAUCAUUUAUAAAUAUAUAUAAUAUACAUACAUAUGUAUAUGUAUAUAUACAUAUACAUAUAUAAUAGAGUUCUCAUUUAAUUUGGUAAUUGCUAGAAAUUUAAAUUACAAAAUAAUAAGGAUAUAGUUUGGUACAUAUCAUUUUUUGUUUGAUAUACAUAUAUAUAUAUAUAUAGUAUAUAUUUCUUUAAAUAUAUAAAAUAUAAAUUAAUUAUACACAUAUAUAUAUAUGUAUGUAUGUAUAGAUAUAACGAAUUUAUGUGUGAAUGUAGCACAUCUUUGGCAAUUUCGAUAAUAAUGAUGAAAAAUUUGAACCCCGAAACAAAAAAAAAUCCACGAAAAGAAAGAAAAUCCAUGAAAGUGCAGUUAAGAAAAAGCAAAAAUUUCUAACGACGUGCGAAUGUGCACUUUAAUUCGUAAAUAUUAAGAAAAAACAAACAAAAACAAAUGCUCGAGUAGACCGCAACCCAAGCUGAGGUGAGUAAAUAUAAAUAAAUAUCUAUCAAUUUUUGUGCAGAACUACAAUUAUCAUUCAAUGGUCUUCCUAAAGGAAAAUUAAUUGUGGAACGAGUGUAUAAACUAAAAAUUGAUUUAAAUACCUGCAUCUAUCGAGUGUAAAGUGGAACAAUAUUAUUAAGAAGCUAUAGAAGUGAAGCGAAGAGAAGAAAAGAGAGAGAGAGUCAUCUUUUUUGCAUCGUUGCAUCACAACGUGUUUAUAUUGUAUUUAAAAAAAAAAAAAAAAUAAAAAUAUAGUUGUAUAUAA